Messenger RNA from Clunio marinus, 207 nucleotides. The record is from the annotation of a GenBank genome assembly. NCBI's taxonomy places the organism in Eukaryota, Metazoa, Arthropoda, Insecta, Diptera, Chironomidae.
AUGAGUUUUCUCAUCUCCCACAACUCUUACUCAAGCGAAGGAAAGUUGAGUAAAGAAAUUGUUGAGGAAUAUGUGAAGGCAAACAUGGGAGGAAGAAAAGAAGAAAUGAAAGCUGAAGGAAAAGUUUUCGGUUUGAGAUUAAGCUCUCAAGUUCAACAUGAAUGUCUAUUUGAAAUUGGUGAAGGCAAUGUUAGGGAAGUGGCAUAA